AUGCCAGGACGUGACGAAACGACAACCGCUGGUCACCAGCUCCAUGUCCUGCCCCGGCAGCUUCCCGUCUUUGACCUGAAGCCUGGUGGAGGUUUGGAAUUGGUAAUGGCUGGCGAAAGAAAGUAUUCGUCAAAAUUUUUGGUGCAGAAGAUGCGUCGCUGGAUGCAUGUAGCCAUCACGUGGAGCUUUAACUCAAGUGAAAACGAUUUCAAGGUGGCCGUGUUCCAGGAUGGUGUUCAGGUAGCCUGUGGAACUGAAGUCUGGGCCAUCAAUGCAGAUUCAGACCUCAGGUUGGGACCUUUCAUGGGAAACCUAUGUGAGUUCCGGACCUGGGCCCAUGCAAAAUCUGCCAGCGAGGUCGAGUUGUCGAUGUACCGCCGUUGUGGUGGCGAAGAGCCUGGCCUCGAGUGUUGUUUGAGUCUUCGCCCGGCGCGCGGCCUGGCGGACUCCACUGUGGACCCGCAAAAGGUGCUGGAAUCUGGACAUGCCUUCUUGGACCGAGGACAGUGUGAAGGUGAUGUAACUUGGGAUGGAGAUUGUCCUCGACAGCUUGUAGACGCGCAUGUGCAGAUACCCGUAGAACCAGCUGCUACAUGCCCAGUUUGUUCGCUGCCGUUUUCAAAUGAGUCGCAGUACUGUCGAGAGUGCGGACAGAAGCGCCCCUUAAAGCAGGCCAAGCCUGAAUUUCAAAAGCUGGACGCAGAUCCGUGGACCGAUGAGAGCCUGCAGCGAGCAUGGACAUGGCUGGACAGCCGGCAUGAAACAGAGGCAAGCCUGCGCCGAAGCCUAGCUGAACACAGGGAAGCUGAGCUUGAACAGCGCCAGGUCCAAGAGCAGCAGCGCAAGGCGUACUUGGAGUUGCAAGAAAGGAGGAUUCAGCAGGAGCAGGAAGAAGCAAAGGCCAGGGAGGAGGAGGCAAACAAACACUUGAUGGAGGUGGACUUGGUACAAAGGCAAGCCGGACCAUCGCUGUUGCGAAGGCUUGCAAGUUGGACGUGCCCAUUCUCGGGCCUUUAG
This is a messenger RNA of Cladocopium goreaui, 1017 nucleotides long. NCBI's taxonomy places the organism in Eukaryota, Dinophyceae, Suessiales, Symbiodiniaceae. The record is from the annotation of a GenBank genome assembly.